AUGGCGACGCAGAUCGUGACGUUCGACGGAGAGUACGUCGAUGAAAGUCUGCGCGCGGCGCUGCCGGCGAACGCGAGCGGGUGGGAGUCGAAGUAUCAAAUCGUCGCCAUCAUGGGACCGCAGAGCUCGGGGAAGUCGACGCUGCUGAACCACGCGUUCGGGACGGCGUUCCGGGAGAUGGAUGAUAGCCUCGGACGGUCGCAAACGACGCAAGGAGUGUGGCUGUCGCGAGCGGAAACGUGUGAAACGACGCCGACGCUGGUGAUGGAUCUGGAGGGGACGGAUGGACGCGAACGAGGGGAGGAGGACACGGCGUUCGAGAAGCAGACGGCGCUCUUCGCGAUGGCGAGCGCGGACGUGCUGUUGGUGAAUAUGUGGUGCAACGAUAUCGGUCGGGAACAAGCGAGCGGGAAACCGUUGUUGAGGACGAUAUUUGAGGUGAACUUGAAGGUGUUUUCGCCGGAGAAGAAGACGGUGUUGUUGUUUGUGAUUCGGGAUAGGUCGAAGACGCCGUUUGAGCGGCUUGUGGAGAAUUUGCGCGGAGAUUUAGAAUCGAUCUGGCGCGGCAUCACGAAGCCGGAGAGGUACGCGAACAGUGCGAUUACGGACUUGUUUGAGUUGAAAUUCACUUCGCUGCCGCAUUACGAGCAUGAGCACGAGUUGUUUGUCGCAGAAGCGAAGGCGCUGCGCGCGCGCUUUGACGCGCCGGCGAACGCUGCGGACAGUUUACGCGACACCGCCGCAGCGGUACCCAUUUCCGGUUUGGGGGUUUCAUUGCGUGAAGUGUGGAACACGGUCAAGGCGAAUAAAGACUUAGAUCUGCCUGCGCACAAGAUUAUGGUAGCUACAGUGCGAUGCGAGGAAAUCGCCGACGCCGCGCUCGCGCAAAUUACCGAGUGCGACGAACUGGCGAAUCUACUGAAGGAAGCCAAAAGCGCCAAGGUGUCGCAUCUUGUGUCCAAAAUUGAAAAGUUGACGAACAAAGCCUUGACACCUUACGACGACGAAGCCAAGUACUUCGUGAAGGAGGUGCGCGAAGCGAAGCGCUUGGAUUUGAAAGCGCGCGUCGCCAAGACGCUCGGCGAGGUCGCAUCGAUGCAUUUAGAACACGUGCGUCAAGAUAUUGUCGAGUCGCUCGUGCACGAAGUGAACGCGACACUUGAUAGAGUUGGAUUCGCGACGUUUUUGAAGGAGACGUUUACCAAGCUCGACGCGCAGUGGGAAGAAAGACUCGACGAGUCUUUACCGACCGAUGAUCUCGCGUGGGCGGAUUUUGUCGUGGAGGAAACAAAAAAUUUCCACAAGACCAUCGAUGCGAUCGUGGACUCGUUGCGUAAGGAACGCAUGAACUUGACCAUUCACGCGUGCGAACGUGCGAUGGAGCGCGGCGUCAGCGCGCAAGCCAUCGGACUGUUGGAGGAAGCACCGCGUGACAUGUGGUACAAGCUGCGCCAAAUGCGCUCGAGCGCUGCGGAAAAGUGGAAUUCGGAAGUGGCGGAUGCUGUGAGUGAGUUUGAGCCCAGCGAUGAGGAAGUAGAGCGCGUGCACCAGAACAUGCGCAAUAGAAUCACCGAGGUAGUCGACGGGAAAUCGCGCGACGCCGCCACCGCUGCGUUGGCACACAUGAAACAAGCGUUUGCUCGAGUGUUUUCGAAAGAUUCCAAGGGUUUACCGAGAAUUUGGCGUCCGCUGGAUGACGUGGCGGCGAUAAAUAGAAAAGCACAGCGAGAAGCUCUGCGGGUGUUAUCGCUCCUCGCGGUGACGCGUCUGGACGACCGUGCAGAUAAGAAGGGCGACGACGCGGCAAUUAAAUCGAUCGAAACUGCGCUUUACGGCCUGAUUCCAUCGGAUGCGCCGCUGACAUCGGGCGUUGAAGACGGCGACGAUGCGACGGAAACGCCGUCGACGGCAGAACCAGUCGCCGUGUCGCUGCCGACGGAAUGGGAAGACGCCGCCGAUGACGCCGUCAUCUUGACUCCUGCCGAAUGUCGAACGAUUUGGCUUCAGUUCGAAUCCGAUACUCUCUACGCCGUCUCGCAAGCCAUGGCGGCGAAAGAAGCCGCGCGACGAGCCCUCACCGGAGGCGCGCCAAUUUGGAUGAUUGUUCUGUUGAUAAUCUUGGGCAUGAAUGAAAUCAAAUGGUUGCUCACGCAUCCUUUGACGCUAUUCAUCAUCGUCGCUCUGGGCUUAUACGCUCGCGCGAUCUUUAAUCAACUCGACGUCACAUCCGCGAUGCAGCUCGGCAUGGUCCCGGGCUUGACCGUCCUCGCGGCGAAAAUCGUCCCAGUUGGCGUGGGCAUACUGAAAAAACUCGCCGACGAGGGCGCGCGCAGUUGGUCGCCCGAGUCCACUCCGAUCCCCGCCGCCCCGGUCGGUGGCACCGUCGCCCACGCCGGGACCGAUCCAAACUCUCAAUUCGCGCACGCGAGCGGGGAUAUCACGUCGCAGGGCGUCCGGCAACGCGCGAAACCGCGCGAAACCGUGGGACGAUGACGCCUCUCGAUUCGUCGCAUCGCGCGCGAGCGUAAAAGCAUUCGAUCACGUCUUUU
Ostreococcus lucimarinus CCE9901 is the source of this 2549-nucleotide messenger RNA. RefSeq lists its product with no specific name. Gene Ontology annotation, biological process: endoplasmic reticulum membrane fusion. Gene Ontology annotation, cellular component: endoplasmic reticulum. The transcript is spliced from 2 exons. Gene Ontology annotation, molecular function: GTP binding; GTPase activity. Lineage: Eukaryota; Viridiplantae; Chlorophyta; Mamiellophyceae; Mamiellales; Bathycoccaceae. The record is from RefSeq and is a predicted model, not a curated record. Bases 1 to 2493 code for a protein of 830 amino acids.